This is a messenger RNA of Trametes versicolor FP-101664 SS1, 1023 nucleotides long. RefSeq lists its product as uncharacterized. The coding region runs from base 1 to 1023 and encodes 340 amino acids. NCBI's taxonomy places the organism in Eukaryota, Fungi, Basidiomycota, Agaricomycetes, Polyporales, Polyporaceae. The record is from RefSeq and is a predicted model, not a curated record. The transcript is spliced from 5 exons.
AUGCUCUCUCUUGUGGCGUUCUCGUUCAUUUUGCUAGUGUCCUGGGGUGCUGGCGUAGUCCGUGCACAUGCUUCGAUCUGGCAUCCAAGCAUGUACGGAUUCAAUGUCACCGACCAAACGUUCCCCUAUGACAAUCGGCCAGUCGCGCCUCUCACGAACUACACCUUCAAUCAAUGGUGGUUCCACGGUCACCUCGACUAUCCUCCUCACCCGGGCGACUUCUUCGAGCUGCCGGCGGGUCAAAUCGCGACCACAGAAAUCGGGUGCAACAAAGGCGCCACGACUUGGUUUAACUCCUCCGAGGGCGGCGAUAUCCGCCAAGGAGACAACGUAUGCCCGAACAGCCCUACCGCAGAGUACCACACCACUGGAUUUAGCGACCUCAAGGGAUGCGCUCUGGCAAUCGCAUAUGAGUCGGACGUCACGAAGAUCCAGCCGGAGGACUUCACCGUGUUCAGCGUGAACCAAACUUGCGUCUGGACACGCUUCACCGACUUCGCAGUGCCGGCCAGAAUGCCGCCGUGUCCUGAGGGUGGCUGUCAUUGCGCAUGGUUCUGGAUACACUCGCCGGACAGCGGAGGCGAGCAAAACUACAUGACCGGUUUCAAAUGCAAUGUGACAGGCUCAACCUCGACGGUCCCGUUGGCCAAGCCACAGCUUCCACGCCGCUGUGGCGCGGACCCAGACUUCGGUAAGCCCGACGCCGCCCCAGGCAACUGCACGUACGGCGCAAAACAGCCCUUCUACUGGUUCCAGGCGGAACGGAACAACAUGUUCGAGGGCACAUAUGCACCACCCUUCUAUACGGACCUGUACAACUUCAAGGGCGGCGCACAGGACGACAUCUUCAUCGACUCGUACGCGGACAUCCCGCCCCCAAGCCCGAACUCGACCGUGGUCCCGACCCUCCAGCAACCCCAAGCUACAGGCUCGUCCGGCUCCACUUCCGCGGUCCCUGCGCCGACACAACCGGCAGACCAGAUACCCUUCGGCACGCCUCCCGGGCGCUGCUCGUCUUGGUGA